This is a messenger RNA of Capsicum annuum, 585 nucleotides long. RefSeq names its product probable acetyl-CoA acetyltransferase, cytosolic 2. The record is from RefSeq and is a predicted model, not a curated record. Gene Ontology annotation, biological process: fatty acid beta-oxidation. The coding region runs from base 89 to 352 and encodes 87 amino acids. NCBI's taxonomy places the organism in Eukaryota, Viridiplantae, Streptophyta, Magnoliopsida, Solanales, Solanaceae. Gene Ontology annotation, molecular function: acetyl-CoA C-acetyltransferase activity. The transcript is spliced from 4 exons.
UACACUCUACCCUCCCCAGACCCCACUAUGUGGGAAUACACAGGGUAUGUUGUUGUUGUUGUUGUUGUUGUUGUGGCCAUAACUCCUCAUGUUUCCUUUGCAGGUUGUUGCUUUGGCCAAUCAAAGACUGCUCAAUCUUAAUUCGGGACAAUUUAAUGCACAUGGUGGAGCUGUGUCAUUGGGACACCCGUUAGGGUGCAGUGGAGCUAGGAUUCUGGUAACUCUUUUAGGGGUAUUGAAGCACAAGAAUGGGAAGUUUGGUGUUGCCGGAAUCUGUAACGGGGGAGGAGGUGCAUCUGCGCUCGUUGUAGAGCUCAUGCCUGCGCGGAUGGUGGCGCGUUCAUCACUCUGAAACUGGAAAAUCUUCUUUCGCGCUAUCUGCGCCAACGGUAGCAAGACAUCGAAAUCUUGUACUUAAUUGUGGAAAACUAUAUAAGCAAUGGUUUAAGGUUCGACUUAGUAUACACAUACAGUAAAAACUUUUUAUAUGGUAUUAGUGAACUUGUACGUCACAAGUUAGAUAGUGUCAGUGUACAGAAGUUAAACUCGUAAUCUUAUAUAAUAAUAUGAAUUUAAUAUCAUCAA